GGUUUUCAUUUCCGGGUCUUUCAGCACUUCCGGGUUAGACUCCGGCGAAGCAGCCUCCCGCUGUUUGACUGGGCGACCUUGCGGCCCUUGGGCGGGCGAUUUCCUCGACUAAGCAAAGCAGCCGUCAUGGUGUCUUACUGGAGGCAAGCGGGGCUCAGCUACAUCCGCUACUCUCAGAUCUGUGCAGAAGCAGUAAGAGCAGCCCUGAAAACUCAGUUUAAAACAGAGGCAGAGAAAGCAGCUGGAAGCCAUGUAAAAAUUAUAAAACCCAAAAAGGAAUGACACAAAACCCAUUCUCUAAAAGGAAAAAUGACAACUCGUUGGUAUACUUAUGGACAGCCACUUCCCAUUUUGUGAAACCACCAUGUAUAUAUAUAUAUGAACCAUGCCAAUAAAUGAAACUUAAUGCAAAUGAUUUUAGUGAUUAUGUUUUAUCAAGCAAUAAUAAAAUAACUCUUCAAGGAAUUAAGCAGCCUAAGUUCUAUUGGACAGUAACUUAUUAAAAAGUUUUUUUUCAGUUUAAUGCCUGCUUUGAAUAAAAAGGUCACUGGUUACAGAAGAUGUUUGAAUCCUUUGGGGUAGAGAAAUAUUGAAAAUCAACAGGAAAUAUUCAGUGAAAGAAUUUAACGAUAACUUAAAUGAUCAUGCUUGCUUGGAAUUAAAUUCUAUUGAUUAAUUUAUUACUAGAUAUGUAGACAAAGAUGUACAAUCACACUUAUUUAGGUACCUUUAAAAUUUGAAAAAGCUAUACUUUAUCCUGGAAGUAAUAGUGAUACUUUAAAACAAAGCAAUUUAAGAAUACAAUGAGAUCUUUAUCAAAGAAAGUGUACUAAUAUGAUAUUUUGAAUAUUUUAAACUUACACUGAU
Molecule: messenger RNA, 867 nt
Organism: Pseudonaja textilis
Lineage: Eukaryota; Metazoa; Chordata; Lepidosauria; Squamata; Elapidae
Gene: ATP5F1E
Product: ATP synthase F1 subunit epsilon
Biological process (GO): proton motive force-driven mitochondrial ATP synthesis
Cellular component (GO): mitochondrial inner membrane
Molecular function (GO): proton-transporting ATP synthase activity, rotational mechanism
Source: RefSeq, a predicted model, not a curated record